AUGUCAAAAGAGGUCGACCCGCUGCUCAAAUUCGAGCACCAGUUCCAGUCGUUUGUGAGGAACAACCCCAACGUGGCGUCUGCUGCGCAUAGUGCGUCGCAGAUUCCAGAAUCUGCAAAAGCGGUAGUGGUGCUAUCCCCUCUGUCGCUUCAGCACCAGUUUCCGCGGUACUGGGUGUCCAAGUCCUAUAAGAAAACGAUUGUCGAGCGGCCCGAGAGGCUGUUAGCGUGCUCAAUGGGUAUAGGCGCGGCCAUCACUAUGUACCCGGCGCUGUUCACGCUAAAAUCGUCGCACAAGCGAAAGACUUCUCUGCUCUCGGAUCAUGUGCUGAAGGUGCACGGCAGUGACUGGCCACAAGAGCUUUUGAAGCUCUGCAAAAACUCGCAGAAGGCACUGGACCAGUGCCAGGUCGAGGUUCCGGAGUCUUGGAACGUCGGCGACAUCUACUUGUCCAGGCAGACCAUCAGCGCCUUGGAGGGCUCAAUUGGCGCGCUUGAGACCGGCGUGGACUCCAUAUUCCACGGGCCUUCAGUCGAGCAGACCAGCAACCGUGCAUUCGUGGCGCUGAGACCACCAGGCCAUCACUCUCACGCCUCCACACCCUCGGGGUUCUGCUUGCUGAACAACGCGCACAUCGCCAUCGAAUACGCCGCAGACACAUACGGCGUAACGCACGCGGUCGUGCUGGAUUUCGAUUUGCAUCAUGGCGACGGGACCCAGGACAUUUGUUGGAAGAGAGCAGGCUUCAAACCCGAUGGAUGCGACGACGGCGGCUCCGAGUAUAACGAGUUCGGCAAGAAGUUUGCGGAGUUCCCUAAAGUCGGGUAUUUCUCGCUGCACGACAUCAACUCGUUCCCAACCGAGCUGGGCUACGCCACGAAAGAAAACGUCAGAAAUGCGGCCACCUGCAUCAUGGACGCACACGAUGUGAACAUCUGGAAUGUUCACCUGCAGUCGUAUGACUCUGACGAAGCCUUCACCAAACUAUACCAAACGAAGUACCGGACCCUGUUUGCGAAAGCAGACGAGUACUUUAGAACUGCCAAACAGAACAUGAGGGCACUGGGCAAGCCCUUCAAGGGCCUGGUCGUGAUCAGCGCCGGGUUCGAUGCCUCAGAGUACGAGCAGCCAUCAAUGCAGAGACACGCUGUGAACGUGCCCACGUUCUUUUACAAUCUGUUCACGAAGGACGCUCUGAAGCUCGCCCAAAUGCAUUCGCAUGGCAAACUACUGUCGGUGCUCGAGGGGGGCUACUCCGACGGGGCGAUCUCCUCUGGCGUAUUCGCUCAUUUGAUCGGCUUACAAAACCAGAACUGGAUCAAUGAGUGGGGCUCUGCGCAGGUGGUGAAGGAGAUUGUGCGCGGGUGCAAACCGCAAUGGAAGCCUUACAAGACCAAACGCGCGAGAGACGUGAUCCGAAUCUGGGCCGAAGAGGUGAUCAAACUGGGGAGGGCUAUGAUCCCCGAGUUUGAGCAGGUCUUGUUUGAGCCCGAGCUCGUGGAGCCCAAGGCCGAGACCUCCAAGCGCAUCACAAGAUCUAGAAGGGCUCCUGCUGCCGCGUCCAUAGCCGUUGUCAAAACGCCGCCCACGCUGCCCCGCAGCGAAACGCCGACGCCCAACGACAAGCGCUACAUACAGAAGCUGGAGACCGCGGACGUCGAAACCGUACCGUUUGUGGAGCAGGACCUGCCCAGCGACAACGAAGACGAGGACGACGAGGAUUAUGUAUACGACGAGGAGCUCAAUAAGACAUUCAACCGCACGGUGGAGGACAUUACUAUUGACGAUAUUUCCAGGCACCUGGAGACCCUGGAGAUAGAACCCGAGGCGCUCGACGACGCGCCUCCGCGCACUGCGUCUAGUUCAGGGACCAGGGCCAGCUCCCGCAAUGCCGACUCCGAGGCCGCGGCAGCAGCGGCGGCCGGCGCGCCGCAGGAGCGCCGUCCGCUCUCGUCAUCCAGCGGAGGCUACAAGAUACCUUCAGGGUCCACCACACGCCAUCUGCGCAACACGCGGGCAUCGCGCCUGAUGAACUUCGACGACAGCGAUAUCUCGAUGAUCUCGCAUGUGUCACCGACAAAGGGCCGCUCUACACGCAGCGGCCAGACCAAGUGGUAG
This is a messenger RNA of Lachancea thermotolerans CBS 6340, 2118 nucleotides long. It is a transcript of the gene HOS3, whose product is annotated as histone deacetylase. Gene Ontology annotation, cellular component: nucleus. The record is from RefSeq and is a predicted model, not a curated record. Lineage: Eukaryota; Fungi; Ascomycota; Saccharomycetes; Saccharomycetales; Saccharomycetaceae. Gene Ontology annotation, molecular function: histone deacetylase activity. The coding region runs from base 1 to 2118 and encodes 705 amino acids. The transcript has a single exon.